AUAAUAUUCCCUUGAAAACCCUCAUUGUUUUACGUAAUUGUCUUAACACUGUAAUCACGUCAUUAGAACAGAAUAGAUGUGAUUUCCAAUGACUAGGUGCCUAAUAAGCUAGGCUAAUGGUUCCACCUAACCACUUGCAUUGGACUGAACCAUCUGUGGUCUAUAAAUUGAAGCCAUUUGAGCAUAAGGUAAUUACUUUAUCCACUCUCCAUUUCCUAAUCUCCUCUCUAUUUAUCUGAAGUUAACUUCAUCGUUUAAUUUAAAACACUUAUUAGCAUCGUCCUAACUCCUAACCAUGCUGCCUGUGGACACUGCACGCUUUAUUAUUGGCAUAAUCGACCUGCAAUUGUGAAAAUAUGGAGUGAAGGAAAAGUAGCACAUUUCUCAUCUGCACCAUACCUAGCCACAUUCAUCAACUGUGGCCUUUGGUUAGUGUAUGGAACUCCCAUUAUUCACCCCAAGGGCCUGCUCGUGAUGACCAUCAAUGGCGCGGGCGUAGCCAUUGAAGUCGUCUUCUUGUUUGUAUUUUUCUUUUGUUCAGACAAGAGAAAAAGGUUGGAAUUAGGGGUCGCCAUCCUCGUCGAAGUUAUUUUCUUUGCAGCUCUGGUUGCUCUGGUCAUUACCCUUGCACAUACUUGGGAAACUCGGUCUGCUGUUGUUGGUGGCAUUGCAGCACUAGCUAGUAUUGUCAUGUACGCUUCUCCUUUGGCAAGCAUGAAAUUGGUGAUCACCACGAAGAGUGUGGAAUACAUGCCAUUGUCCCUUUCAGUUUGUUCAUUAGUGAAUAGUCUCUGUUGGAGUCUCUAUGCCCUUAUGCGAAUGGAAAUCUUUAUUCUGGUAACUAUUUACUCAAUAUCAAAAACGAAAUUUUGUACAUUUGCUUAUGUAUACACAUUACACAGGACUAUAAAGAAACGGAAGACUAUAUUAAUAUGUGCCAUUUUAGGCACCUAAUGGUAUUGGAGUGCUACUUGGGAUUGCCCAAAUUCUAUUGUAUGCGAAGUACUACAAAUCCAGCAAAGGUGUUGAAAGGAAGCAAGUUCUUGUAGAAGUUGGGUCAGAAGUUGGCUUGACCCAGGGAAACAAGAAACCAAUGAGUGAGGCUUGAAAGAAAUGGCACAAUAGUUACCCUCCUUGGAUACAUGAUAACAAAACAUUCUCUACUUCAUGCAUAUUACAUUUAUGUUACAAUACAAUAUAUAUGAAAUAUGUAGUAUAUUUUUCUCUCAUCCCAAGUAAUUUUUUAUCAAAAAGUUGUCAUAUAGUAAUAUCAAGUGUAUUAUUAUUUAUCGAAAAUUCCCGAGAUAUCACUAAAACUUACUCCCUCCGUCCCAUUUAUAUUGUCCCGUUUUACCUUUUCGGGAAGUCCCACUUAUAUUGUCUCAUACCAUAUUUGG
Messenger RNA from Cuscuta epithymum, 1397 nucleotides. The record is from the annotation of a GenBank genome assembly. Lineage: Eukaryota; Viridiplantae; Streptophyta; Magnoliopsida; Solanales; Convolvulaceae.